CGUCUCUUCUCCAGAAUAGACAAUGGCUCAACUCAUACCUUAGAGCUACAAAGAUUCAGGCUACAUUCGACCUAACCACCAGUAACGACGAGAUGGAUGUAGAUCGACUGGAUAUGUUGCAUCACAUCUUCAAGCUCGUCUCAAAUGGAAAAUUAUGCAAAGCACUACUCCCAGAAGGGCACGGGGAUAUGGGUUAUUGAUUUCGCGGAUGAACAUCCCUCUGCAGAGGUCCUGGGCGUCGACUUAGCACCAAUACAACCCGAAUUCGUCCCCCCAAACUGCAAGUUCGAAAUCGACGACAUAGAUGAAGACUUCACCUACCGGCGCCCCUUUGAAUUCAUCCACUGCCCCUACAUGGCCUACAUCGUAAAAGACUGGCCAAGACUCAUCAGCCAGGCUUACCAACACACGGCGCCUGGGGGCUUCUUCGAAUUCACAGACUUCGACUUGGUAAUAAGAAGUGACGACGGCAGCCUCGACAACACGACCAUGAAAGCCUGGACCGAAACGAUGCCUCAAGCGAGACGAAUGCUCGGUCGCGAGCCCUGUCUAGGACCUAAACUCGAGCAAUGGAUCCGCGACGCAGGCUUCACGAUCAUAGUGAUAAAAUAAUACAAGCUGCCGAUCGGGCUGUGGCCCAAAAGUAAAGGAUGAAAAUUCCUGGGGCGUAUUAUCACGCGACGGUUACCCAGGGGGUCGAGGGCUUUAGCCUGAGGCUGUAUAUGAAUGUGCUGAAGUGGAGUUAUGAAGAGUUGCAGGUUCUGUUGGCGAAGGUGAGGAAAGAUUUGAAUACGAGGAGUAUUCAUGUUUAUACGGCAAUGUAUAAAAUUAUUGGACAGAAACCGGGGGUGUCUGAGACGGCA
This is a messenger RNA of Hyaloscypha bicolor E, 863 nucleotides long. Its product is annotated as S-adenosyl-L-methionine-dependent methyltransferase. The transcript has 7 exons. Gene Ontology annotation, molecular function: methyltransferase activity. The coding region runs from base 145 to 612 and encodes 155 amino acids. The record is from RefSeq and is a predicted model, not a curated record. Lineage: Eukaryota; Fungi; Ascomycota; Leotiomycetes; Helotiales; Hyaloscyphaceae.